UUAAGCUACCAAAGACCAAACAUUUCUGGAGUUACUUCCUACUUUAAAGCAAUGAGCAAAACCAAGAUAAAUUGUGUUGGCUGCAAGGCAGCAAAUGUUUCUUUGCACUGUCUUCCAUCCGAACAAUCACUUCGUCUGAUUUGGCCAGAGAAAUUCAAUCCAUGGGCAUUUGAGCACACUUCGCAUUGGACUACAUUGCAAAUCAGGCUAUGUAGAUACGUGGAUUUGCCAGCAGCUUGAUCCUCCAUCCAUCCAUCUUUCACCCAGCAGCGGCAGUAACCAUUCAAGAAAAGAAGUCAGAUCCAGUGCUCCACUGUGAGGAUGUUGAGCUCACUACACCCCCUACUGGUCUUCUGGAUCUGCAACCAUGCCGCCCCCAUAUACAACAACGGCUUCUUCUACCAUAACAUCAUGAAUGGCGAUGGCAACAGAGAGAUCUACUUUAACGGGGUGCGUCUCCACGUGGAGUCCUCCCAGCCCUCGGUGUUGGCGGCCAGGGGCAGUAACAUCACCCUGCCCUGUCACUACCGCUACGAGCCCGAGAUCAACGGGCCCCGCCGGACCCGGGUCAAAUGGUCUUGGCUACCCGCCAACGGCGCCGGUAAGACCGCCCGCGAAACAGACGUGAUGGUCGCCAUGGGCAACCGUCACCGUAGCUACGGCAGCUUCCAGGGGCGGGUGCGCCUGCGUCGGGCUGCGCCGGGGGACAUGUCGUUGGUGAUCAACGAGCUGCACGAGAACGACACGGGCCGCUACCGCUGUGAGGUCAUCGACGGGCUGGAAGACGAGAGCGUGACGGUGGAGCUGGAGCUGCGAGGAGUGGUAUUUCCCUACCGUUCCAAGAAGGGACGCUACCAUUUCAACUUCCUGGGGGCCCAACAUGCUUGUGAGGAGCAGGACUCAACCCUGGCCACCUUUGAGCAGCUCUUUGCCACCUGGGAGGAGGGGCUAGACUGGUGCAACGCUGGUUGGUUGGCAGACGGGACUGCUCAGUACCCAAUCACCACACCGCGGGAGGCCUGUGGGGGCGUGGACUUAUCCCCCGGUCUCCGUAGUUACGGACAACGCCACCGCCACCUCCACCUCUUUGACGCCUUCUGUUUCUCAGCCGCCCCAAAGGGGACAGUAUACUUCCUGAAACAUCCCCAGAAGCUCAACUUCACCGAAGCGGUGACGGCCUGCACCACAGACGGCGGUCUCAUCGCAAAGGUGGGCCAGCUCUAUGCCGCCUGGCGGUUCAUGGGAUUGGACCGCUGCGACGCAGGCUGGUUGGCUGACGGGAGCAUCCGUUACCCCAUCGCAAAGGCUCGCCCUAACUGCGGCACCUCAGAACCGGGGGUGCGGAAUUUGGGCUUCCCCCCUCUGCAUCGGAAAUACAGUGUCUACUGCAAUCGGUAAACCUAUCCUCAACUUCCAUUCUACGAAAACCAGAGGACAAUAAUAGUAAAGAGCACAACUACAGUACAACAGAUAGCCCAUACUAGUCAACUUCUCCAUUCAACACAAACGGUGCACUGUUACACGACCCUAGCCUGGAUGCUAGUUAGCAUUAGCCAGUUCUGCUCUCAUAGUGUCCACUGUAUAGUUCUAGUGAACUGUAGACUACUGCACUGUCUUCAUCUCCUCAUACUGUACAUAAUACCAGUCCCCACUGAGACUCCAACCAGCACUGAUACACAAACGGACUAUUUAGUCUUGUAUUGCCAGGUUUGUCUCACAGUAAAGGGUCGUUACAGUUCAAACUCAGGGAAGGUGUUCAACCACUGCAAGGCCCGCCGCCCUCAUAAUGCUUUGCCAGUGAUUUUGUUGUCCAACCAAGCUCUUUUCCUUGGUGUUUUGUUGAACUGUAGGUAGCUAUCUCAUUGUUCCUACUGCACUUUCAGUUCAAUGUUUGUAAUUCAUAGUUUUAGGCACAUUUCUGGAUUUCUGGAUUAUCCUUAUAUGUUAUGUUUUUCCAUGUCUUGUUUUGUAUAAGAAUUGAAAUGGAAUGAUGAAUUUGAUGACGAUGGGUGAUGGUAUAUAGACUAUGUCAUGAUGGAAGGUGUUUUGACAGUAUUUUAUGACUACCCCUUGUAGAGAGCACAGUGUUAAAGUAUUCCAUCUAUAUUAUGCCUCUUUAAUGAAGUUGUAUGACAUUAAUAACAUUUUCUAACAAAUUAAUGAUAUCCUCCCUUCCUUGACGUUAUCACUUGCAACGCCAGGAUUGUGGGUUCAAUACCCUGGGCCACCCAUACGUAAAAUGUAUGCAUGCAUGACUGUAAGUCACUUUGGUUAAAAGCGUCUGCUAAAUGGCAUUUAUUAAAUUGAAUAAAAUCAUGUUUGAGUCUGCAUCCCAAUUUGCACUGAAAUAUAACUAACUAACCGUUUUACAUAGAAACACUGGAUUUUCAGCAGGUUUUUUAAAAUAAUGUUAAUUAUGAAAUUA
Molecule: messenger RNA, 2425 nt
Organism: Coregonus clupeaformis (lake whitefish)
Lineage: Eukaryota; Metazoa; Chordata; Actinopteri; Salmoniformes; Salmonidae
Product: hyaluronan and proteoglycan link protein 3-like
Exons: 5
Coding region: 322-1398 (358 amino acids)
Biological process (GO): cell adhesion
Molecular function (GO): hyaluronic acid binding
Source: RefSeq, a predicted model, not a curated record